UCAAGAAAGACAUGGCUGGUUUUUUUAAAAAUCUUGCCAGUGGAUUUAAUGACAUUGUAAAUGCUGCCCAAGCAAAGAUCAAUCCUCUCACUGUUCAAGCCAUCCAGGCAGAUAAGCUUUCAGGAUGUUAUUGUAUGAAACAUGAAGGCAACAUCACUUUGUACUGCCGACAGGCGACUUUGGUCACGUUUGAGUGUGUUAUUACUAAACCAGAUGUUCCCUCGAGGAUGUUUAGCAUUUUUAGGUACACAAAUGAGAUCGAUGCAACUGUUCUCUACAAUUCUCUUGUGACUACAAUGGGGCCAAUUGUUGCUAGCUGCACAGUUCCAUUCCAGGAAGAUUGUCUUCAGAAGAUUUUGGACACCAUAAAGGAACAUCCACUGUGGACCUGUGCUCAUGUUGCAGCAUUUUUGGGAUAUCAUGCCUGUUUGAAAUGUCCUGGUAUUAUACAAUUCAUUGACCAGCCAUGUGAACCCCAGCAGAUGACUCCACUGAUGGCAGCCAUUGUUGGCAAACAGGCUCUUUCAGCAGAAGAGCUCCUGAGGCUUGGUGUUGACCUGGGCAAGAAGGAUAAACAAGGAAACACAGCAUACCAUUAUGCAGUCAUGCACUGUCCUCCAGUAGUGUCUUUAUUGGUUGAUUAUGACAAGGCUGGUGUCAUUAAUUGGUUGAAUGGGAAGGGAGAGUCUGCACUGUUGAUUGCUUGUCAGCUCAAGCUGUCAGAUGCCACAGAAAUAUUGAUUGUAGCUGGGGCAGAUCCACGUAUUGGCACUGCCGACUGCCUCCCAAUCCAUGCUGCUGUGAAGUCCUGUGAUAUGAGGUCAGUUGAAGCCAUCAUAAAGGAAUUUCCAGAGCAGGCUAAUGCAAGAGACUUCAAGUAUGGCGGCACGCCUGUGCAUUGGGCUGAAAAUACGGAGUGUAUACAAAAGCUGUCUCUGCUUGGCUGCAAUCUAAACAUCCUCAACAAGGAAGGCAAUGCUCCCCUACAUGUGAUGAUGGCAAAGAAAAGAUCUGAAUGCCAGUUGGCUUUGUUAUGUCAUGGAGCAGACUGCAAUGUCAUGGAUUCCUCUGGCCAGACAGUGCUUCAUAAAGCUAUAAUGGCAGAUGAUUUGGAGCUUGUCCGACAGUUUGUUGUGUUUGGUGCUGAUGUCAAUCAGUUAACAGGAGAUGGGCAGUCCCCUCGGCAUUUAGCAUCUACCUCCAAGGGCAAAAACAGUGGGUCAUUAUUCAAAAGGCGAAAUAACUGUCGAGAUACAAUUCUUUAUCUCCUGCAUAUAUCUGGGGCACAAAGAUGUGACAGAUUCCAAAAAAACUGCCAGGUUGGUUGUGUUGCUGAUGGAACUUACAAUGGAGUCCCAGACAAGACAAUGUCUGCACUAAUGAAGUUGGACAGUGUUGCACUUUCUGAUGAACAGAUGAUGGCAACGGUUGUCCAGAGUGCACAUUCAUCAUAUGAACAGAAUGCUGUCAUAGAAAUGAUGGAUGCACCAAUAUCAGCUGGAGACAGGGUUCUUUGUCUAGAUGGUGGAGGCAUUCGUGGAUUGGUCCUUAUUCAGAUUCUAAUGGAAAUUGAAACAGCUGUUGGAAAGCCAAUCCAAGAAUGUUUUGACUGGAUUGGAGGCACGAGCACAGGAGCCAUUUUAGCACUAGGUGUUGCCAGAGGUUUUUCUCUUCAGUACAUGAAAGGAUUAUAUGUACGUUUGAAAGAUGAAGUGUUUAAAGGCAAGCGUCCUUAUGAAUCGGGUCCCUUUGAAGAAAUGCUGAAAAGAGAAUUUACCGAAGAUGCUGUCAUGUCAGAUAUCAAACAUCCAAAAAUUCUGGUGACAGCAGUUCUUGCAGACAGAUAUCCAGCAGAUUUGCACUUCUUCUGCAAUUUUGAGAGGACCUUUAGCCAUUGCAAGUCUUCACCAUCAGCAGUAAUUGAGGAAAAGAAGCCUGCAGAACAGAAGAUCUGGGAGGCAGCCAGAAGUAGUGGAGCUGCCCCAACAUACUUCAGGGCAUAUGGCCCAUUCCUUGAUGGUGGCCUAAUAGCCAACAAUCCUACUUUAGAUGUUCUAACAGAGAUAUAUGAAUACAAUUUAGGCCUCAAAUUAUUGAAUCGUGCAGAUGAGGCCCGGCCUAUUGGUUGUGUCAUAUCCAUUGGCUGUGGGAGAAUCCCCACAAAGACUGUUGAAAAUAUGGAUGUCUUUCUACCUCAAGGGCUGUUUGAUUUCUAUAAAGCUGUCUCAGGAGCAACUGCACUUGGCAGACUAGUGAUUGAUGAGGCCACAAAAUCUGAAGGACGACCAGUAGACAGGGCUCGUGCUUGGUGUAGCAUGAUCAACGUUCCAUAUUACCGAUUUUCACCUCUUUUGUCUGAAGAUGUCAGUCUGGACUGUCAUGACAUCAAAAUACUUAUCAACAUGAUGUGGGAGACACACUGCUACAUGGUAGCCAAUCGACACCGCCUCACAGAACUAGCCUCUUUACUUGGGGGUCGGGCUACUAGUGCUGAUGUAGGAUUGAAUUAA
Candidula unifasciata is the source of this 2510-nucleotide messenger RNA. The record is from the annotation of a GenBank genome assembly. NCBI's taxonomy places the organism in Eukaryota, Metazoa, Mollusca, Gastropoda, Stylommatophora, Geomitridae.